AUGCGUUCUCAUUGUGUUAUUUUGGGCCUGAUCGGUCUGAUCAGCGCCGUAUCUGCCGCACCACCACCACCUCCUCCUCCUCCUGGUCCUCCUGGUCCUCCUUCAAUUCCGCAAUCAGAACCUCAUCAUCAACCUCCUCCUCCCCCGCCUCAUCACUCGGUACGGCCGUGGUCUACGUUUGCCGAAAAUGUCAUCUUUCAGCCAGAUGACAAGCACAGUGUCCUCUACCCGCGUCAAGUCGAACUUUCAGAUGGGACUCUCCUCGCGACCACGUCAUACUCGGGAGACCAGCCGCCCUAUUUCCCCAUUUUCCGGAGCACUGACGGCGGUGCCACUUGGUCAUGGUUCUCCAAUCUCACGGAUCAAGUGAAUGGGCUCGGCAUGUCGGCCCAACCGGCCCUGGCGGAGUUGCCGUUUGCCGUAGGUGACUUCCCUGCCGGUACGGUGCUUGCCAGUGGGAACAGCUGGGGGAGUCACAGCACCAAUAUCGAUCUCUAUGCCAGCAAGGACAAGGGUCGGACCUGGAAGUUUGUGAGUAACGUGGCGCGCGGUAGUGGCCCGGACACCACCAACGGCAACCCCUGCAUAUGGGAACCCUUUAUCGAGUUCUUCAACCACACCGUGGGAGUCUUUUACUCGGACCAACGAGACCCACUUCAUGGGCAAAAGCUCGCUCAUCAGGAGUCGAUGGACUUGAAGUCUUGGGGGGCCGUGAUCGAUGAUGUUGCCUAUCUCAACUACACGGCUAGACCGGGCAUGACCGUCAUCACCUACAUUCCACCCAUCCAAAAAUGGAUUUUGGCACACGAAUUCCCCGGUGGGGAGAGCUGGAGUGGCGCGGGCUAUCCAGUCUACUACCGAAUGGCAGACAGUCCCUUCGACUUCCGCUUUGCGUAUGGGGUCCCCAUCAUGGUCAACGGGGUCCAGCCCAGUUCGUCGCCAUAUGUGGUGUGGUCUCCGGUCGGAGGUCCGAACGGAACCAUCAUCGUCAGCGAUGCGGAUCACAGUGGUGUUUUCACCAACCGAGCUAGCGGGCAGCCUGACCAGUGGGAACUGCACGACACGCCCCAGCCGCCGGCUUACAGUCGUAGUUUGCACGUCUUUUCUAAAAAUCCAGAUCACUUGAUGCUGCUCGGCGCCGGGGUGUUUGGAGGCGAGACGAAUCUGCCGCUCUACCUCAGCGUUGUGAGUGUCUCGGAGACCCUGAAGAAGCCCGGCCGGGAAUGA
Messenger RNA from Penicillium oxalicum, 1227 nucleotides. RefSeq names its product sialidase family protein. The transcript is spliced from 2 exons. Bases 1 to 1227 code for a protein of 408 amino acids. The record is from RefSeq and is a predicted model, not a curated record. Lineage: Eukaryota; Fungi; Ascomycota; Eurotiomycetes; Eurotiales; Aspergillaceae.